This is a messenger RNA of Aegilops tauschii subsp. strangulata, 7675 nucleotides long. NCBI's taxonomy places the organism in Eukaryota, Viridiplantae, Streptophyta, Magnoliopsida, Poales, Poaceae. The record is from RefSeq and is a predicted model, not a curated record.
AUGGAGGGCGUGCAGAAAACUCUGGAGGAAUUACUGACGAAAUUUUCGUCGCUGUCGACCGAAGUCCAGCAGCUGAGUACUCAGGUGGCCGAUUUCGGCAAGGGGUUGGAUGCGGUCAAGCGUACCCAGGCCAUGGAGGCGGCGGUGCGGACGGCUCCUUCAUCCUCCACCACACACCCCGCGGCAGUGUUGGUCAACAAGGGACCCCCACUCCUCCACGUUCCACCACGGCCACCACCGCCGCCUGUUCGUCGCGACGCACACCCGGACCGCCAGGCCUCACCACCACGGUCCCCACGCGACACCUACCGUCACAAGCCGCCGAAGCAUGAUUUUCCCCGGUUCAGCGGCGACGCCCCGCGCCUCUGGUUUGACCUCUGCCACACCUAUUUUCAGCUCUAUCAAACGCCACCAGAGCACUGGGUUUCUACAGCUGUGUUGUAUAUGGACGGCCAUGCCGCGCUAUGGUGUCAGGCGUACAAGCGUCUGCAUGGUCUGGGUGAUUGGUUUUCAUUCAUGGAGGCAGUGCAGACUGAAUUUGGGCAGGAUGAGUUUGACGGCUUGCUGCAUCGUUUGCAUCACCUCAAGCAGACUUCUACUGUCGCUGAGUACAGGCUCUCGUUUGAGGCUAUUAUGUAUCAUCUCAUUGCGCUGGAUCCGUCCUUGAAUCAGAAAUUUUUUGUCUCUCAGUUUAUCAUCGGUCUCCGGGAUGAGCAAGCCGCGGGGUCACCCACCGGUGUAUACUCGCGCCAUCCCUCCGCCGCCGGUGCCUGCAAUGGCUCCUGGACCAGUACAGCCACGCAUCGAUGGUGCCAAAAGCGCGGCCCGGAUGAUUUUGGCCGCGAACGGCAACUGCGUGAAUUCAGACGCGCCAAUGGAUUGUGUUUCAAGUGCGGUGACAAGUAUUCCAGAGAACAUAAAUGCAACAGGGUUGGUCAGCUCCUAACCAUUGAAGUGGGCGAUCAUGGUGAACUUUUGUCUGAUGAUGCCAUCCGUGCGCUUGAGUUGCUUGAUGACAAUCCAGAAGAAGCUGCAGCUUGCUAUCAAAUUUCAGUCCAUGCGGUAGCAGGAACAGAAUCGUCAGGUACCAUGAGGCUACGAGCAUUGGUUGGCAACCAGGUAAUGCUAUUGUUGGUAGAUUCUGGCAGCACGCAUACAUUCGUGAAUUCCACGUUUGCGUCGCGAGCCGGUUGCACGGUGCAGGAAGCAGAACCGGUGACAGUGCGUGUGGCUAAUGGCGAAACACUGAAAUCCACACAGCAGGUCUCUCAAUUGAAGUGGUGGUGUCAGGGACAUACUUUCAGCACUGAUAUGAGAUUGUUGGAUUUAGGGGCAUAUGAUGCUGUCCUUGGAGUUGAUUGGCUGGCCCAAUUCAGCCCCAUGAAUUGCCAUUGGGGACUGAAGACCAUGGAGUUCCGCUAUGGCCUGACAAAUAUUCAGUUGCAAGGGGUACGGGCACCUGGGGAGCCAACACUGACUGAAAUACGAGCAGAGCAACUGUCGAAGUGGAUUCAGGGCAAUGAGGUUUGGGCUUUGGCAGUUAUCCAGCCUGCAGAUUCUGUUACAAACAACACCAAGCCACUGCCACUACCUUUGCAAGCUCUACUAGAGGAGUUUGCUGAUGUAUUUCAGGAACCUACCACACUACCACCACAUAGAUCGUUUGAUCAUGCUAUACACUUGGAACCCGGCGCCACUCCUCCCAAUGUUCGGCCGUAUCGAUAUUCUCCUCUUCAGAAGGACGAGAUUGAGCGUCAGGUGACUGAAAUGUUAAAAGCUGGGUUGAUCACCAAUAGUAUUAGUCCAUUUGUUGCUCCUGUCCUGCUAGUCAAGAAGAAGGAUGACACAUGGCGUUUCUGUGUCGAUUAUCGCCGACUGAAUGAUAUCACAAUUAAGAAUAAGUUUCCCUUACCAGUGAUUGAUGAACUGCUAGACGAGUUGGCGGGAGCUCGCUUCUUUUCUAAAUUGGACUUACGAUCGGGUUAUCAUCAAAUCAGGAUGCGCCCAGAGGAUGAAGCCAAGACAGCAUUUAAAACCCAUCACGGCCAUUUUCAGUUCCGAGUAAUGCCGUUUGGUGUCACAAAUGGGCCACCUACAUUUCAGUGUUUGAUGAAUUCUGUCUUGGCACCUGGUACCAGGAAGUAUGUCAUAGCAUUUUUGGAUGACAUCUUGACAUACAGUGAGUCGUUUGAUGAGCACCUGCAACAUUUGAGACUGGUUCUUACCACACUUCGGCAGCAUCAGUUAUAUGCCAAAUUUUCAAAGUGCACUUUUGCCCAGUCUUCCAUCAAUUACUUGGGCCAUGUGAUUUCAGCAGAAGGGGUUGCAACAGAAUCUGACAAAACAGAGGCGAUCCAAAACUGGCCACAACCUUCUUCACAAACAGAACUGCGAGCAUUUUUGGGCCUGACGGGAUACUAUCGCAAGUUUGUCAGGAAUUACAGUAUAAUCACAAAACCCCUGACAACUCUUUUGAGCAAGAAAGGUUUUGUUUGGUCUGUUGAAGCCACUGAGGCCUUCCUGAAACUGAAACAAGUGAUGACUACUACACCAGUGCUCGCUUUACCAAAUUUCUCACUCCCAUUCACUGUAGAGACGGAUGCUUGUGACACUGGGAUCGGGGCUGUUCUCUCGCAGCAAGGUCACCCAAUUGCGUUUCUCAGUCGCGCGCUCGGGGUCAAUAACAAGAAGUUGUCGGUGUAUGAAAAAGAGUUUCUCGCAGUGAUGAUGGCGAUCGACCGUUGGCGACCAUAUCUUCAGCGAGGUCAAUUCACCAUAUUAACGGAUCACAAAAGUCUCUGUACACUAGGGGAACAACAUCUGGGCUCGGAGCUUCAACGGAAAGCAAUGGCAAAACUAGGAGGUCUUCAGUUUAAGUUCAAAUAUCGCAAGGGCAUCGAUAACACGGCCGCAGAUUCUUUGUCACGUGUUGGGCAGCCACAUCAACGUGUCAGCCUUCAUGGAUUCAGGAAGUGUGCAAUUCUUACCGCACUGACGCCAAGGCAACGGAGCUUUUGCAGGCAUUGACGAUUUGCAGCCCAGACACUCAUGGCCAUGGACUAGACAGAGGCAUGAUUAAGUACAAAGGACGCCUCUGGAUUGGGAAUAAUGCAGCAUUACAAACUAAACUGAUCAGUGAGCUACAUACAGCUGCGGUGGGAGGUCAUUCAGGUAUCCGUCCAACUUAUUUGCGACUGAAGAAUUUGUUCUUUUGGCCUGGCAUGAAACUACAAGUUGAGGAGUUUGUCAAGCAGUGCAGUGUCUGUCAGCAAGCGAAACACGAACAUGCACAUCCGUCGGGCACAUUACAACCCUUGCCGAUACCUAUUCGAGCCUGGGGCGAAGUAACGAUGGAUUUUAUUGAAGGGUUGCCGCGUUCAGAAGGGGCUGAUGUGAUUCUGGUGGUAGUGGAUCGAUUAACUAAAUAUUCACACUUCAUUCCACUCCAUCACCCAUUCACAGCUCUUCAGGUUGCUCGUGCAUUCCUCGACAACAUUGUCAAAUUGCAUGGUGUUCCAGAAUCAAUCGUUUCUGACCGGGAUAAGAUCUUCACGAGUGCAUUUUGGAGGGAACUAUUUGCGCUCGUCGGCACCAAGCUUCUUUACACUACCGCCUACCAUCCACAGACGGAUGGCCAGAGCGAAAGGGUGAAUCAAUGUCUUGAGCAUUAUCUACGUUGUGCUGUUCACGACACACCGUGUCGGUGGAAAAGAUGGUUACCAAUGGCAGAAUUCUGGUACAACUCGAGUCAUCACAGUGCGAUCGGGUGCUCGCCGUUCAAAGCUUUAUAUGGAGUGGAUCCGAACUUUGGUGCCCUGCCUAAUCUAUUCAACACAACGACUCCGGCAUCACUGCAUGAGCUGGCCGCAGAGCACCAACAGUUCACUGAAAUGCUAAAAGAACACCUACUGCAUGCACAACACAGAAUGAAACAUCAGGCUGAUCGCAAACGCACAGAGAGGGAGUUCAGUGUUGGUGAUCAAGUGCUACUCAAACUUCAACCGUAUGUGCAAUCCUCGGUGGUCAACCGGCCUUGUCCCAAACUGGCAUACAAAUUCUAUGGCCCAUACAAAGUCACCAGCCGCAUUGGCACUGUUGCGUACAAGUUGGAGCUGCCCCAGGAGAGUAAAAUUCACCCAGUUUUUCAUGUUUCGCAGCUUAAACCCUUCACGGCGGACUACUCGCCAGUCUUCAAUCAACUGCCCGCUCCACGGGACCUCACUGUCGGCGAUCUGGUUCCUCAGGCGAUUCUGGAGCGCCGCCUCGUCAAGCAAGGGAACGCGGCAAUUCCUCAAGUCCUGGUGCACUGGCGCACGCUUUCGCCGGCCAGUGCAACCUGGGAGAACUACCAUGUGCUUCAAUAGCGAUUUCCGGGCGUCGACCUCGGCAAUGGCGCUUCGACUCAAGGAGGGGACAAUGUCACGCCCUACUCUCCACCCGAUCAGGCAGGAGAGCAUGCGGACAGCAAGGCACCAGAGGUGCAGCCGCGUGAGGAGGAAGAUCAGGGCCCACGGGCAGAGAGCAUGGAAAAGUCCUUGGUAGGUUAGUGUCUAUGUCAGGUGGGGCCUGUUCCAGAGAGUGCUAUAAGUGUGGGCGACAACAGAGACUGGGUCAUGUCUUGUAAUUGAAUAUUCAGAUUUCUCCAUCUAUCUAUUUUCUCCGGUUCCUCCCCCUUUCUUCUUCCUCAAGCUCAUCCCCUCUCUGAUUUCCUCUCCUCCCCUCUGUUCGAUCCGUGAGGGUCGUUACAUUAAAGUUUUGUCUUGUUCAUACUUUCUAAAGUCUGAAACUGUACUGAAAUCAGCAUAGAAAUUCCGCAAGUAAGAAUAUUAAAGGUACCCGUGCCAUUCAUCCCUACUAGAUGAUGAAUGCUGUUGCUAAUUUUUUUUCUCAAAGAUGCCUCAUUUUCAUUAAGAAGAAAGCUCAAUAGACCAAAAUUCCAUAUCAUUUCUUCUUUCUUAAGGAAAACUGACUGCAGGUAGCAAUCACAUGUUCAGCCUAUUUUCAGUUGACAAUAUACUGAAUAAUUUGACAGUGAACAAGUACAGAAAAUGCUCUUAAGAAGCGAUAGUUUUGAACCUGAAUUUAUAAAAGAAAAUGAACCAAUUCGUGUUGAAAAUAUCUUAGACAGUAAAUCCACCAGGUUUGAGAUGUUCACAGAAACAUGUCAGUUUCAGGAAACUAUAAUUCAGAAUUGUUUGCCACACUGUAAUGUUUCAGGCAUUCAGAAACAUUGCCCAUGAUGUUAAUAUGUUGACUAGGGGCCUUUAGUAGCUACUUUAAUGAAAAUUGUAGUACCACAGUGUCCUGCUGCAUAUAUUAAAUUGCAAAGUGAAAGUAAAACAAAACUUAGGAUUUGGUUGUCUAUCUGAUCCAUCAGUAAGCAAGCAGGGGCCAUGUUGUCAAGGAACAGAGUUAAAAAACCAUCAAUCUCAGGAACACUCUGACCAUGUAUUUGAUUCUGUUGAAUACCCAAUAUAUGAUAAGAUGCUAUUUUCAUUUGCUAGGCAACCAUGAAAAACUUUCUGCCCAAUUCAUAAUUUAAAUUAGUCCUGUGUGUUCUUUUAUUCAGUUAUUCUAAUUUUACUCCUGUGUGUUCUUUUAUUUAGUUCUGUGAGGAAGAAGGGAUUACAUCGAUGUCUAAUAUAUUCUUUGUUCUGCAACCAUACCUACAUGGGAUUAUAGUUCAGUUAGAAAUCUGAGAUUAUUUUCCUCCGGAAAUGAGCAUUAGCCCUUAGAACAGAAACGAACCGCACAACUAUCCUCCUACUUAAUUAUUAAUCUGUAUGUUCAUUAUUACAGUAAGUUCAGAAACUGCAUUUGUGUAUUUGUACCAAGCUUUCUUGCUCAUCUCAUUUUGUAGGUACCAUUUUGUAUGUCGGAAAGCAAUGGUUUCUAUAUAGAGCUAUAGGUCAUCUAUAUGUUUCUGCUAUAUAUUAUUGAUGUGUUUCCCUCACCUGCUAUUUGAAUGACAUAAUCCUUCAGAUCUUUCCCAAGUUUGGUGUUAAAGCUAACAAGACUCCUCCUUCCUGUAAAUACAACUUUGAAUGAAGGAAAGCAAGAUAGGGCCGCCUUUAUAUCUUGGAUCACUCCAUAGCAGGGAGCAAGAGUGGGCACAUCCGAGUUUAGAUAUUCAGUCACCGUUUUGCAAUCCAUCUCAAGCUCCACGGGUCCUCUAAAAACUUUUGCCAGAGCAUGCAGCCGAACCAGGGCUGCCCGGGCUUCAGCUUCCUCCACAUUAUCGGAAACUGGUAACUGAUAGUAUGUCGACAGAUACACUUAGCCUCUGUAAUCCCUGGCUACAGCCCCCGCCCAUCCCAGCCACUGAUCUGCUAAAAACUUGCGUCAGUGUUCAACUACGCCGAGCCCUGUUCGGGCGGAGUCCACUGUAUAGGUGGUCAGUUGUUCCUUUCCCUUCUCUGAACUCAUCUUUUCCAUCGCAUCGCCCAUCUCUUCCUCGUACUUCUGCAGGAAGCUGACAGAGUGCAGAACAUAUUCUUUUCCUUCACGGACUACUACAACGCACAGGCAUUUUCACGAAGAGAACAUAGGGAUUUUAAGUUUUGUAUAGGCUGCACUGGAGGCUGUAGAGUUAAGUUUUUGUACAUUUUGUGAAUCGUUUUGUUCCAGAUUCUCUUAGUGUAUAUAGUCUAACUAUAGAAGGUUAUUUACUAUCUGCAAAUUUGCUUUUUCCAUUGCUGAUCAUGUCCUCUCUGUGCACUUACAUCCUUCUGUUAACAGUUUAGUGAUCUAAUGAUUAUUCAGAAGGGACGCUGCAUGUUCCUAGAUGCAUAGCUUUUCAUUAGACUGAGAUUUUUUUUAGGGAUAACAAUGGUAUUUAAGAUAGUUUUUUUGUAGAAUUCUCACACUGAAAUCCGAACAAACCAUACCUUCAAAGGCCAGCAUAAUAGCACUUAAAAUAAAUGCUAAUCUGCACUCACGCUGCAACCUGGUGCCCAUUCUUCUGGUGAUUUGGUCAAAGCUACAACCAAGCAAAGAUAUUUUACAUGCUAUAAGAACUAAGUUAUGGAUUUUGUGUUCCCAGGUCUAUAAUAUGCGUGCUCUGCCGGUUCCCUGCAAGCGCUUUUGGCCAUGACCUCAAGUUCUGCAGCUAAGCCGUGAAUGUGUUGGUCCUUCUCACCGUCCACCGAUGAUGGUGCCCAAGAUAAGUGACGGAAGGAGAAAAGGAUGUUGCUGUUGCGUGGUCGUCGGAACACUUGCCCGACGUGGCCAUGCACUGGAUGCCAUCGACGACUAGCCUCCGCAAAAUAUGGAUGCACGGGAUUCUGCUGCAAACAUUGGGGAGUGUGUACUGUUGCGGUGCUGUGACAUAUACACUCUAUGGAAGAAACCCCUGUUUGAUUUACAGGUGAUGCUGAUUCGUCUGGAAUCUACUUUUGACAGAUCAAUCUGGUUUGUUGGCUGCUGGGUGGCUUCAUGUGACGCUGCAGUGCACUAGGGAGAGGGUUCAUGAUUGGCAAUUGGUCGUGGGCAAUGGAACUAAAAUGUCUACUAAAUGUUCAUGGAUAUCUUAGGAGGAGAACAAUUCAGACUUUAGAUGUACAUUAUAUUUGAUGCAUCAAUCUAAUCUGUACUUCAAAUUACAGUGUAUGAUUUGUUUGGACACUACAUAUAUAUAUUUGAUGGAGCCGUCUAAGUUGGACUGUUGGACAUGAAA